Molecule: messenger RNA, 2089 nt
Organism: Dermatophagoides pteronyssinus (European house dust mite)
Lineage: Eukaryota; Metazoa; Arthropoda; Arachnida; Sarcoptiformes; Pyroglyphidae
Product: RNA-binding protein 5-like
Biological process (GO): mRNA splicing, via spliceosome
Cellular component (GO): nucleus
Molecular function (GO): RNA binding; metal ion binding
Source: RefSeq, a predicted model, not a curated record
CCAAGAAGAGAAGAAAAACCAAAUAAUACUUUAAUGAUUCGUAAUCUUCCAUUACAUAUUAGUGAUAAAGAUAUAUUGGCAGAAAUUAAUCAAUUUGGUCUAUAUCCAAAAGAUGUACGACUUAUGAGAAAUAAAGAAACAGGUCAAUCACGUGGAUUUGCUUUUAUAGAAUUUAUUUCCAUUGAACAGGCAACUCAAUUAAAAGAAUUUACUCAGGAUUGCCUAACAUUUGGUGGUGAAUAUGAAUGUACAUUACAUUAUAGUUUUCCAAAAGAUAAUAUAAUUCCAAUAGAUAAAAAUGUAUUGAAAAGUGAUUGGAGUUGUCCAAAGUGUGGAAUCAACAAUUUUAAACGUCGUGAUGAAUGUUUUAAAUGUGGAACAAGUAAAGAUGAAACACCAAUUAACGAAGACUACAAUAAUAAUAAUGACAACAAUGUAACCGUCAGGCAACCAACCAAUGUAUUAUUGAUUGGAAAUCUAUCAUCGAAUACAACUGAAGAAACUGUAUUGGCUACAAUUGGAUCAUUAACAUCAUUACCAAUCAAAUCGAUUCGUAUGAUAACAAUGGCAAAUCAAAAUCUAUUAUCAUUACCAUUACCAAUAACAACCAAUACAUGUAUGGUAGAAUUACAUAGUGUUUAUGAAUCAACCGAAUUGUUUAAUAUUCUAUCAACAUUAAACGAUGGUUUAACUAUUGAUAAUAAUUUGAUAACCAUUUCAUAUGGUAAACGAUUAAAUGAUCAAUCAACAUCAUCAUCAUUAAUAUCAACAAAUCAAUCAAUGGCAUUACAAAAUGCAGCCGUUGCUGCAUUAGCUGCUGCACAAUGGAAAAAUCUUGAUGAUUCAUCAUCAUCAACCAGUAAUACGGCUGUUUCAAAAAAAACUUCAACAAACAAUCUUGGCAGUGUUACAGUGAAUGGUGUUAAAUAUACUAAAUAUAAUCCACCUGAUUAUAAUAGUUUUCAAUAUGAUCAUAAUUCUGGAUUUUAUUAUGAUUCUACAACUGGAUUUCAUUAUGAUUCAAAUUCACAAUAUUUUUAUAAUUCUCAAAAUCAAAAAUACAUGUAUUAUGAUAAUACUAAUCAGAUAUACAUUACUGUGGAUAGUAAUGGACAAGCAACUAAUGAAACGACAACAACAUCGACAACAACAACAACCGUAGAUAACAAUCCUCAACAACAACAACAGCAGCAGCAAACAAAAACAAUAACCGAUGAAAAAGAUAAUAAAGCUAAAAUGGCUAAAAAAAUUGCCAAAGAUAUGGAAAAAUGGGCAAAAACAUUGGCAUUGAAUAAUAAUAGUCAACGUAAAGAAUCGGUAACAAACAAAUCACAUACAACAACAACAACAACAACGACGGACGCUGAUGCAGAAUCAUCAUCUGAAUGUCCACCACAAUCAUCAUCAUCGAAUAUUAGUUAUCGUAUUCUUUCGGAAAAACAACAACAACAACAAUUAUCCAAUUCGCUUAACAAUGAUAAUUCUACAAUGGAAACGAUAAAAGAAACAAUAGAUCCAUUCGAAAUAAUCAAAACGGAAGAGGAAAAAUUAAUUGAUCAUGAUCGUCUUGCAUGUAUGCUAUGUAAACGACAAUUCAAUAGCCGAGAAUUAUUAUCAAAACAUCAACAACUUUCAAGUCUACAUAAAACCAAUCUUUCUGUGUUAAGACAAACAUUGCUGAAUGAAGAACAAUUGGAACAUGUUGAACAAGUGGAAAGAGAAAUGAACUAUAGAGAUCGAGCAAAAGAACGUAGAGAUAAAUAUGGUAUUGAUGAUACACCAGAAUUUUCGAAACGAAAAUUUGAAAUGGAAAAACAAGAAAAAUCAAGAGAACAACGAACACCGCCACCACCGAUUUCCGAUGAUAAUAUUGGUAGCCGAAUGCUUAAAGCUAUGGGCUGGACCGAAGGAACCGGUUUAGGAAAAUCUAAUCAAGGAAUGUCAGGUAUUAUUGAAGUGGAACGAAGAAAAUCUGGUCUUGGUCUUGGUAAUCAGAAUGCAACAUUUUCAAGAGAAUCAUAUAAAGAAGCUGUUCGUCGUACAGCAUUACAACGAUUCAAAGAGAUGAAUGAUUCUAAUUAAAAAAAAA